AUGCCUCUCUUUGGGCGCCGAUCGAGGUCGGUGUCGGUCUCGAGACCGAUGGCCCCCUCAACCAGUUCUCCUGCUAUGCUGGCUGCUUCUCAAGCAUUCGGCGUUAGCAAACCGCCUCAAUCCAGACUUGCCGCCGGUGCUGCUGCCGCAGCACUACGAUCAAUGUCCCCAGCUACUACACCCGUGAACAAUGUACAGACGAAGCGCAUGGUGGACCGACAGUCUUCUAUCGGCUCCAACGCUCCAAGAGGAAGAUCCCGCAGCGACAAGAUGGUAAGACGAAGUAGUUCAGCCUCUAUGACAGAGCGUACCUUCCGCGAGCCAUCUCCAGGUAGACCCUCGACAGCCACUGGUGCGCCCAUAUCCUCACGUCAGCAGGAACCUCCUGUUCCAAAGUUACCUGAAAAUUACAACAAUAUUCCUCCAGUCCCUGUGAAAUCUUCGCGCAGGUCGGCCAGUAUCGACGAGUUUCAGAUGCGCAAGGAUAACGUUACGAGGCAAGCAGCCAAUCGCAACUCCACGACUGGUCUUCCUAACUCGAAGGCGGCUGCAAACCCAGGUCUUGCUGCUGCAAGAAGAGUAUCAAGUGGCUCAGAAGCUCCACAACUCACUAGGACAGAUAGCAAUAACUCUCACAAUUUUUCCUAUCCAAAUCGUGCCAGACCGACCUCACCGCCACCCCAGCAAUACACACCAAGACAAACAAGUGCAUCGACCCCGAAGGGCAUUUCGCCGGCCGAGGUUCGUAACAUACAACAUGGAGUGGCGCAAGCUGCACAGCAGCCAGUCAAGAAAAAGAAAAAACGAGAGGGGCCACUGAAUGAAGGAAGCCACCUGCAGACUGGAACUAUGGGCCAAAAGCCGAUCGUCACUCCGCUUGCGCCGGGUCCUCCAGCUCAGGAUCAAACCUCGUUGAGAGACGUUCAGAGCGACCAGAACAUGGCGAGAAUCGCAGGCGAAGGAUCGCACUUUCCGCCUGCACCGCCAUCGCCUGUGGACAGCAACAUUCCCGACUUCUCAGACUCAGAAAUUUCCAAGUCUCGUCGAGCCCAAAGAGCGUCAGGUGCCCUCCAGAAGCAACCUUCUGUUGUUAGAGAGGAUUGGGAAGGUGAACAAGAUGAAGGCAGUUCAUCUGUUGAACCUAGCCCAGCGACAACGAGAUUCAUGUCCAACGAGCGCCAAACCACAGAAGCAAACGUGUCACGAAAGAUUGGAGGCAACAAUUCUAAGUUGGAGCAACAAGCAGCUGAUCCUCCUGUAUCAGCUGCUGUUGCUACGCUAAGAACUCCCGAAGGUCGGAAGUCCUCACUUAGUCCGUCGAGGUCAGCCAGGUUCUCUAGUCGAUUGUCAGCCGACAUGACCGAGGGUGAGAAGCAUGUACCACCACCCAGGUCUGUUUCUCCUCGAAAGCCUGCUCUGAAGCAUGCUUCUUCUCCUCGAUUACUAGCAGCAGAUGCUCAUAGAGCAAGAGACUCAAGUCUCUCUCCAAGUGAGGCGACUGACCUAUCCAUCGAAACUCCCUACAAGGCUAAGAAAUCUGCGCAUGUCAAAUUCGAUACUCACCCAUCUGUGGUUGGUAUUGCAGCCGAGCCAGCAACCUCCGAAUCGCCUAUUGUGGCGAGUCCACAACACCAGAAGGACAAAAAGUGGUUCGGUAUGAGGAAAUCACCUAAUCGUGUCUAUCUUGCUGAAGACAGCGACGAGGAGGAAGAUACUAUGAAGCCUCGUCCCCUGCUGCCGACUUUUGGUAGUGUACGCAACGGACGCAAGAGUGAGCCUGAAUCUACAACUAGCCAACGAGGCAUGCCUUCACCAUCCUCUUCAUCUACCUCAUCGAUCUCCUCUGGCACAGCUCCGACUACUAUGGAUGCAUCCAUCUCGAGCGAUCAUGCAAUUGGUCGCUUGCUCUCUCAAGAAACGUACAAGCAGGAUUCUGAUCAGCAGGGCCCACAAGCUUCAGAAGUAUCGUCAGUCGGAACAGGAAGGUACAACGCCACAGAAAGUAUAUAUGCGCAAGCUGGAGACCAAAAUCCCUCCGUCACCACAACAAAUACAUCCUACCAGAUCACGUCUUCACGUCCGCGUACAGGGUCUGAAGAGGACACCCAGAACGCAGAUAGACUACCAAGGAUCGCUGUACAACCUGCUACUCCUGGCGUAGAGGAAAACGAUACCAAACCUCAGGAUUCAUGGUUAGUAGAAGUUCCUGGAAGCUUUCCAUCAAACCCUUCAAUAUAUGCAGCUGUUACUGCCCAGCAACCUGAAAACUCAGAACCUCUGGCGCAUGACAGCGCUGCUCGCGGUCACGAAGAACAACGCGAAAGAAUGCCUUCUAUCCAGGAGGAGGACUCAGACAGAGACAGUGUCUACAGUGACGCAGCCGAGGAGAUCGACGGCGAUGGGUUCGGCUCUAUCAAUGCGAUUGUGCGCAGUCCUGUUACCCCUACUCCAACAACCCGGCAGUCAGUUGUCGAAAGUCCAAUGAUACCUGCCCAACCUCAUGACAUUCACUAUGAAUCUGAACGUUCCCAGGCUGACUGGGAACGAACGGAAGCGCGAUGGAAGGAGCGUGUUGAGAAUGCUAAACGAGCUUCGUUGCAGCCUGCAGCGCCAAUCACCGAAGCACGUUCAUACCCUUCAGAGAAUGCUAGCCAACCGCAUCCUCUGCCGCAGCCUGUGCCGGCAAAGUCACCAGUCUCGCUGCCAAGGUCCGAGCACGAAUACUCGGUUACUCCAGCUCGGCAGUCUCCUACGCAAACCAAGCCACGAUCGACUUUGAAGAAGUCGGCGCGCAAAGAAGCAGAGAGUGCACAGGGCCCACCAUCACAAAGUCUCAAUCCUUAUGCAAUUACUGCUGAGCCUCCCAAGCCUAUGCGAUCUUCUAUGCGCGGCCCUGCUGCUGCUGCUCUCGCAGCGUCUACGGGUUCUACACCUGCCACCAAUUCCUCAAUUCAAGCACAAGGAGCAUUGCAGAAGAAAAGUCUUCGAGGAUCUUCACAAGCUUCACAGAAACCACUACCACCUGUAGACAACGAUAGUGACUCAGAAAGCUCUUUUCGAAGGCAGCGCCGUAUGAAGGGUGCAGAUUCAGGCAAGUACGCUAUGCGUCGAAGCAUGCGUGCUGAACCAGCUACUGCUACUAAUACUAUUGACCGUCGAGCAGUAAGGUCUGUAUCACCUGUGCAACGGCGGCCAUUUUCCCCCGUGGGCGGACAGCCUUCCAUGCGCACAACAAUGCGUGGUUCGAUAGACAAGACGCCAACACUUCGUGGCAAUCAAGGCAGCGAGAAGCGAUCAUCCUCUUUGUUCGGUCGCAAAGCCCCAUCAACCAGCUCAGCUCCACCAUUGCCCAUAGCGAAUGCUAACAAGCCACGCCGUGGUAUUGAUUCAGACGACGAACGUGACACCGCACGCGUGCCGUUCAAGUCCAGGUUCCGGGAUUCAAGUGACGAAGAGGAUGACUUGCGUCCUGUGCGUGGUAUUCCCAGAGGCAACAGGGACGACGAUUCGACAGAUCUGGAGGACAGCUCUGACGACGAAGGCAAGAAAAGUCGCAAAUCUGGCAGAAACAAUAAUCUCUCUAUGGCAGUGCCAAGCUCUCCACAGCCAAUAGAGAGGCCUAUGUCACCGUCAUCACCUGAUGGAAAGAAGAAGCGUGGUUUCUUCGGUCGACGUAAGAAGGACAAGGAAGAGCCGUUGGAUGCUAAACCGCAGAACACGGCAGCAGUAGUCAACAUUGUGAGUACUAAAUCUAACGGUACGAAGAGAGGUGCCGAGACUGCAGCGCUUGGCUUCAGGUCGGAUGCGGAGAAGGAGGCCCUCAUUGAGCAGACACGUCAAAAGCUCGAAGCUGCCAAAGAGACACCUACAUCGCCUAGACCAAUGUCGCCUACACGUGGCAAGCUACAACGACGGAUGACACCUCAAAGAAUCAUGAGUGAUUCGUGGCCAUUACCACCAAAGAUACCAGACGAUGUCGAAUCACCAAAUGCCAAUCGACCUGCCACAUCUGAUGGGUCAGCCGCAGGCAAACCACCACCUCUGGAUCGCCAACCGUCAUCGGCAGCUACGUCGCCGACGAACAGUGCUGAUAUUGGUGGGAAGAGUGGGAAGAAGAAGAGAUUUCCAAUGUUACGCAAAGCCUUCGGUUUGAAGGACUAG
This is a messenger RNA of Lithohypha guttulata, 4161 nucleotides long. RefSeq lists its product as uncharacterized. The coding region runs from base 1 to 4161 and encodes 1386 amino acids. NCBI's taxonomy places the organism in Eukaryota, Fungi, Ascomycota, Eurotiomycetes, Chaetothyriales, Trichomeriaceae. The transcript has 2 exons. The record is from RefSeq and is a predicted model, not a curated record.